Messenger RNA from Theileria annulata, 1239 nucleotides. RefSeq lists its product as uncharacterized. The record is from RefSeq and is a predicted model, not a curated record. The coding region runs from base 1 to 1239 and encodes 412 amino acids. Gene Ontology annotation, biological process: DNA replication; DNA damage response. Gene Ontology annotation, cellular component: nucleus. Gene Ontology annotation, molecular function: double-stranded DNA binding. Lineage: Eukaryota; Apicomplexa; Aconoidasida; Piroplasmida; Theileriidae. The transcript is spliced from 9 exons.
AUGCCCAGAGCUGAAGUUGGAACCCAUAAAUGGCUUGCAAACAAGAUGAAGUCCAAAGGACUUCAAAAACUGAAGUGGUACUGCCAAAUGUGCGAAAAGCAGUGUAGAGAUGAGAAUGGAUUCAAGUGUCACCGCCUUUCUGAGGGCCAUCAGAGGAUGAUGCAAGUUUUUUGUCAAAACUCAGGCCGUUUUAUGGAUGGAUUCUCCCGGACCUUUGAAAAUGAAUUCAUGAAACUAAUGAGAACAAGAUAUUGUAAGACAAAGAUAUUGGCCAAUAGCGUAUACCAGGAACUAAUUAGUGAUAAACAACAUGUACACAUGAAUGCUACUAUUUGGGUAACACUCUCCGAGUUUGUUCUAUACCUAGGAAGGAGUGGGAAGUGUAAAGUUGAGCACACCCCCAAGGGGUGGUACAUAGAGUAUAUAGAUCAGGAAAAACUUAAAAGAGAAGAAGAUGAACGUGCGAAGAUGAAGCGAGAGAUAACGCUUGAGCAAAUGCACCAGAGACUUAUCCAGAAACUGGUUGAUGAAGCCAGAGAAAGUGGUGCCUUUGACCGUGAGGAAGAAUACACACCCUUAAUGAAAGACCCUGAUCAAAAGAUUAUAAUAAACACAAACGUAACUACCACAAACACUGAAGAACCAAACAAAGGAGUCAAUGUUUUCAAGCAAUUUUAUCGCAAAAAUAAGUCUUCAAAUGAGAAACAAGAACCUAUAACUUCUAAAACCGAAGGUUCUAAGAGAAAAUCGGAACUGGAAUCAAUAAUGGAGUCUAAUAAAAGAUUUAAAGAGUCUCACUAUGACAAAGCGUUAAAUAAGAAUGGAACUACCCAAGAAACUUGGUUAUGCAAUGACAUAUUAGUCAAGAUUAUUCUCAAAACUCAUGAAAUGUAUAAACAAAAGUUCAAAGUCGUCAAAGUUUCAAAUAAUACUGCAACUUUGGAUACUGGGAAUGGUACUCUUCAAAUCCAGGACAAGUAUUUAGAAACAGUAUUGCCGAGUGUGAAUGGAAGAGUAAAGGUGUUGAGUGGAAGGAAUCGAGGUCUUGUUGGGACUCUGAUAUCAGCUGACCCAGACAAUUUAAAGGUAAAAGUGUCAGUUCAAGGGAAUUUGAUGGAACUAACUUACGAUGAUAUUAGUCAAUAUUUACCCCUCCAGAUUAUCGUUGUAUUCGUUUAUCCACUCCCUAAGUGUUUUAAACUGGCCGAUCUUGUUAAAGUAUCUAAGGUCCUAAUAUAA